Molecule: messenger RNA, 1256 nt
Organism: Mya arenaria
Lineage: Eukaryota; Metazoa; Mollusca; Bivalvia; Myida; Myidae
Exons: 7
Coding region: 224-934 (236 amino acids)
Biological process (GO): protein phosphorylation
Cellular component (GO): plasma membrane
Molecular function (GO): ATP binding; protein kinase activity
Source: RefSeq, a predicted model, not a curated record
CAUUAAGCAUUUUGUGAAAGCGAAAGUGAGAUGAACGGAUUGUAACAGAUCACAGUGCACCGAUGAACAAGGAAUUAGAGUUAUAGUGAUAUAAACACCUUUUGGAUAAAUUGCCACAUUAAGACAUUAUUGUAAAAUGUGUUUGCAGGUUGAUACCGUUUAUACCAAAGGUUAGCAGUAACGAUGGAUGAGAACCUCCGGAAGCAUUCAACUGUGAAUCACCAUGGAUGAGCACCUAGCAUUCAAAGGAAAAGCUGGGAAGCUCGAUGAACGUGUAUUUUCAAAGCUGAAAUUACUAUGCCGGCCUGUUAAAGCCAGACAAGACAACGCACAACAAGGCAAUGAAACAACGCUUGUUUCAAAAGAUGAUGUCCCGUUCUACAACACCCGUCUUGUUUUACGCACGGUUGAAAAACCUUGGACGGGGGAUCUAUCUGAGGAAGAAAUAGAGAAUAACCUGGAACAGAUAAUUCUACAUUACGCAAUUGUUCCCCAAGUGGCCUACUACAGAAAUAAACAGACUGUUAGCUUCGUUGCACCAUACUUCGGAGGGGGGACCUUAGAUGAAGUAAUACAGAAAGAAAGAGAUAAAACAGCAGCGGUCGAAACGGAAAUACCAUCUGAGAGAAAACCGGAAAUAACACUUGAAAGACCGCAAACGUUAGAAUGGAAGGAUAAGUUACGAAUACUUUACCAAAUAUGCCGGGCCAUUGAAUAUCUUCAUCAGCCACCAAAAUGUGAAAGAAAACCUGUAUCCCAUGGCAACAUUUGCAUGCAAAACGUUCUAUUGGAUGAGCAGAAAAACGCCCGAUUGUUAUUUCUUACACCAAAAUCGGUCGAAGGAGGAGUUGGGGAGGAACAGUUUCAAGAGGACAAAAACAAAGAUGUGCACGCCUUCAAAGAAAGUUCGAACAGGUGGCUUGGUUAUAGAUAAAGUUUGAUCCAUAAACACGACUGGAAUUGGUGCUGACCUACUUGUUAAGAGGUAUAACUAAUGCAUGCUACAUGUCCAUAGCUCAACUCUGUAAUAGGUAGAAGUUAUUUAAAAUUGAUUCACUCAGUGGUAACUGCAUAUAACGAAAAAAACACAUUAAUGUUUAGUCAUUUGAUCACUUUAAACACGCUUUUUGUAUCUGGUUUGCAAGAAAUAGUAAAUUUCCAAUUGCCACGUCUUUUCGUUAAUUUAUAUAUAAUUAUCCAAAGUCCGUGAUUGUAAAGCAUUGACAGCAUUCCUUUUCUGCAGCAAUGUUAUCACU